Aureobasidium namibiae CBS 147.97 is the source of this 1587-nucleotide messenger RNA. RefSeq lists its product as uncharacterized. The transcript is spliced from 2 exons. NCBI's taxonomy places the organism in Eukaryota, Fungi, Ascomycota, Dothideomycetes, Dothideales, Saccotheciaceae. Gene Ontology annotation, molecular function: ubiquitin binding. The record is from RefSeq and is a predicted model, not a curated record. Bases 1 to 1587 code for a protein of 528 amino acids.
AUGGGUGAUCUCUACCACCAGCUCGAGGCAGAAUACUGUCCUCCAAUAGAUUCCGCUCUGUUCUCUGCCAUUAUCUCCGACUAUGACUUGACAAACUCAGAAGCCGCCAUUGAGGUCAAAGCCACACUGGACGCGCUUAAAGCCACCGCUAUCGAAGAAGAGGCUACCGGCUUCGAUGCCUCUGGAAGUGGUGCCCAACACGAAGACUACAGCCCUGAACAUCCCACAUCGUUACCGGAAACUUCGGGCUCUGUUUCAAGGGAGACCGAUAUGACCAGUCUGUCCAAUGGUCUCUCGAGUGUUGAUCUGGACUCCGAAGGCUCGCCAGACCGUGGAGAAUAUGAUUUCGAGGCUUGCGACCAGGACACCAAAGUCUCUAUCCUGAAGGAUAUUUUUCCUUCGCUUUCCGAAUACACAAUCUCGCACACACUCGCCCACCACGACUCAAAAUGGAAGCCCGCUUUUGACGAUUUGUUGAACCAGGUCUACUUCGAGGGAGGUGGCACUAUCGACGGGAAAGAAAAGGUGUCGGCUAAGGGCGUUGACGCUUUCAGCGAGGAGAAUGUCGUCAAAAGAGGUCGCAAGGGAAAGAAACGUGGCAAGAACAUAAAGACUAUCGAUGACAUGAGGGCCUCUUCACUUCCCGCCGAGUCGCGACCAUCGACCAAUCAAUGGCAGACCGCCAAAGGCGAUGUCGACUUCAUCUCCGAUCGCGCCAACAUUCCUACGCAGGUCGUACUUUCUCUAUACAACCAAGAGAAUCGUUCAGUCGCGCGAACCAUCUCGGCGAUUCUUAAGACCUUCUUGCCAGAGGAUUGCCGAUCUGAGGAACCCGAGAUUCAGGUGGAUGCUUCUGUCCUGGGUCAAGAAUAUCCCGGUCUCGCACCUGAGUAUGUCGUGGCCCUUAUCAAACUGACCCAACCGUCCAUGACAGCGGCGCGCGAACUGGCUAAAGCUCUUACGACAAAGCCGCUCACUCACGAGACCGGCAGUCGUAUUAUCAUCCCACAAUAUGCCCCUGUAAGAAUCUCAGACGGAGAUGACUUGUCUACCCACAGCGGGUUCGAUACGGAUACUUCGACUGUCGAUUUUGGAUCUGCCUCUGGCUCGACAGCCAAGCUCAGGGCAGCAAGGCAGACUGCCAUGGAUCAAGCGCGGGCAGCCUACCGCAAGUCAAGAUCCGACCGUCUUAUGGGCGGCGCUGCUGGAUAUUAUUCGCAGGUCGGUCGCGACCACGGGGCGGCACUGCACCAGUCGCAAGCUACAGAGGCAAACGCCAUCGUUGCUGCGCAGUCUUCGGCCUUUGAGAUUGACUUGCACGGCGUGACUGUAGAAAAUGCUGUGCGCAUAGCUCGUCAGAGGACAAAUGCUUGGUGGAAUGGGCUUGGCGAGAACAAGGUCAAUGGCCGAGUUGGCGCUGCCGAGCGUGCCAGUGGUUUCCGCAUCAUAACGGGUGUGGGUAGACAUAGUGCUGGCGGCAAGGGUGUCCUUGGUCCUGCAGUAAAAAAAGGUCUCGAGCAGGAUGGUUGGAGGCUGGAAGUCAACAGUGGCGCGAUCACUGUCAGAGGCAAGAACAAGGCACACUGA